AUUGUAAAUUACGUGAAGCUAAGUUGUCGGCUUGGAUUGCAUUGCGUAAAAUUAGCAAACAAAUAGCUGUGCAUAAUGCCGCCCCACAGAAAAUGCGUAUUCAAUGAAGAAAUGCAAAACCAGUACAAGUUCUUAAAAAAAAUACAUGCCAGUGAAGUGCAAUGUUUAAGAUGUUUGGCUGUUUUUUCUAUCGCCAAUGGAGGCAAAUACGAUGUGCUACGCCAUUUGCAAUCUAGGAAGCAUCGGAAUGCUGAUGUUGCAGCUUCAACCAGCAAAACCGUGUUGAACUUUGUGCGGAUGCGUACGAUGGAUGCGCAAGGAAGGAAAACCAGCAUAAAUGAAGGAACCUGGGCGUAUCACACUGUGAAACAUAAUUUUUCUUUCCGUUCGAAUGACUGCACAUCGAAGCUCAUUAAAAAGUGUUUUGAUGAAAAUUAUUCAUCAGCUCACACAAAGUGUGAAGCUAUUGUCUGUAAUGUGUUAGCACCAAAUGCAAUGCAACUAGUCGAAGCAGAUUUGAGUGUCGUAAAUUUUAUUGCUAUAUUUUCCGACUGCUCAAAUCAUGGUAGUAUGAAAGUGUGCCCAGUACUAGUUAGAUACUUUUUACCGGAGAAAGGUGUACAAUUAAAAAUAUUAGAAGUGAAUGAUCUGCGCGGUGAAACGUCAGAUUUACUUAGAAAUUAUAUUUUUGAUCUCAUGACAAAGUUUGCUUUAAGUACGAAACUACUCGCUCUGUGUGCGGAUAAUACUAAUUGUAGCUUCGGGGGAGCCGCAAGACGCGGAAAAAAUAAUCUUUUCCAUAAACUAGCUGAGUCCACCGGGAGUACCCUUAUUGGCGUAAAUUGUGCUGCUCACAUUGUGAAUAAUUGUAUACAAUCAUCGAUAGAGUGUCUUCCUGUGGACAUUGAAGUCAUUGUCGUAAAAAUAUUUUCAUACUUUUACAUAUAUACGGUUAGAGUAGAGCAUUUAAAAGAAAUUUGUGACACUGUUGAUGUCGAAUAUAAAAAAAUGCUGGGGUAUAGUAAAACAAGAUGGCUUACUUUGAAGCCAGCAAUUGAACGAAUUUUGAAACUUUUCAAACCACUAAAAAAAUAUUUUUUAGAACAACCUCACUGCCCAAGCAUUCUAAAAACAUUCUUUGAAAAUUCUACUUCAGAAAUGUGGCUUUUGUUUACACAUUGUCAAGCAUCUCUUUUCCAUAAUUAUAUUACACAAAUUGAAUCGCAGAAUAUUUGUAUGGUAGAAGUUGCUUUACUAAUAAAACAACUGAAAUUAAAAAUCACAGAACGCAGAGAUGGAAUUUUUUUACCACUGAUGCUCAAAAAAAUAAUUUCGGAAUUUGAGAGAGCAGGAACUGAAAACCUGAGUGAAAUUAAAGAUCAAGUCAAAAAAUUUUAUAUUAAUUGCAUAGAUUAUUUAAAUCAGUGGGAUCAUGCAUUUAAAGAGGUUGAAGGGAUGGAAUGGGUACUUUUGCGUACAAUGCCAUCUUGGCAUGAUGUUGAAAGAAAUUGUGUAUAUAUUAUGGAAAAGAGAAGCCAAAUUAAAAUUAACGACAGCGAGUUAUUUGAUGAGUUCACAUGUGUUAAAAAUUAUGCGACUCCAAAUAAGCUAAAGGAAUGGACGAACGGUGGAAGGCUAGUCGACAGUAAAUGGGCUGAAAUAUUUCAACAUUUUAUGAAAAAUUCCAUACCUUUUCAAAAUAUUUUAAAAAUUGUAGAAUUUAAUUUGUGUUUACCAGGUUCAAAUGCCCCCACCGAAAGAGUAUUUUCCAUAUUAAACAAUAUAUCGACUGAUGAAAAAUCGCAAAUGAAAAUUGAGACUGUUAAAUCUAUUUUAAUAACGAGAUGCAACUAUGAACUGAGUUGCUUGGAGUUUAGGGAAUAUUUACAAAAUAAGGAAAAUAUAAUUAAACAAAUUUAUGCCGCAGAAAAAUACCAGUGAUUUGUAUUUGAUGCACAAAUUUUUUUUAUGGCAUUGUUAAUUAAAAUCAAAGCCAAUGAAAUGU
Messenger RNA from Rhagoletis pomonella (apple maggot), 2005 nucleotides. RefSeq lists its product as uncharacterized. NCBI's taxonomy places the organism in Eukaryota, Metazoa, Arthropoda, Insecta, Diptera, Tephritidae. The record is from RefSeq and is a predicted model, not a curated record. The transcript is spliced from 2 exons. Bases 76 to 1941 code for a protein of 621 amino acids. Gene Ontology annotation, molecular function: protein dimerization activity.